Penicillium mononematosum is the source of this 1809-nucleotide messenger RNA. RefSeq names its product protein C-terminal leucine carboxyl O-methyltransferase ppm1 (gene ppm1). The transcript is spliced from 7 exons. Gene Ontology annotation, molecular function: protein C-terminal leucine carboxyl O-methyltransferase activity; hydrolase activity. The record is from RefSeq and is a predicted model, not a curated record. The coding region runs from base 1 to 1809 and encodes 602 amino acids. Gene Ontology annotation, biological process: C-terminal protein methylation. NCBI's taxonomy places the organism in Eukaryota, Fungi, Ascomycota, Eurotiomycetes, Eurotiales, Aspergillaceae.
AUGAUUUCCAAUAUCUUGACGUUCUCCCUCCUUGCCGGCAGCGCUCUGGCUGUCCCGGCCGAACCUGACAUUGAGAAACGUGUCGACUGCCCGAGCGUCCACAUCUUUGGCGCACGCGAGACCACCGUAUCUCCCGGAUACGGCUCAUCCAGCACAGUUGUCAAUGGCCUCCUCAGUGCCUACUCAGGCUCCACAGCCGAGGCCAUCAGCUACCCUGCAUGUGGUGGACAAUCGUCUUGCGGCGGCGUGAGCUACUCGAACUCAGUUGCCCAGGGUAUCGCAGCUGUCGCCUCGGCUGUGAACUCCUAUAACAAACAGUGUCCAUCAACCAAGCUUGUUCUGGUCGGAUAUUCCCAGGGUGGUGAAAUCAUGGACGCAGCCUUGUGCGGCGGCGGCGUACCAAACCAAGGCUACACCAACACUGCGGUACAGCUGUCGACAUCCGCUGUGAACAUGGUCAAGGCAGCCAUCUUCAUGGGUGAUCCACUUUUGACGCACGUCCUUCUGGCUUCUCUUGCCCCUGGCCAUAACGGUGCGACGCACCAGGGCUACGGAGCUGAGUAUGGCGCACAGGCUAUUGCCUUUGCCAAAAAUAGCUACCCCACCAAGAGCUCCAAGCUUCCUCCAUUCCCCAUGGCCACUCACAUUCCCAACCUCAACACUCUCCGACGAGGCCGAGGUCGAGGCCGCGGCAUAGGUCGCACAGAAGAAGCUGGAUUCCCUUCUGGAAAAGACCGCAUCGUUCAAGGCACAGACAAUGACGCAAGCGUGUCCCGCCUCAGCGCCGUCGAGCUAGGAUACCUAGAGGAUGCGUACGCGGCGGCAUUGACACCUCCCGGGUCGGCGACGCGGCGAUUGCCAAUUAUCAACAGAGAGAGCCUAUGGCUGACCGGGACACCUCCCGCGCCCCAGGAACCUACGCCCGCACAACAGCCAUUGACCAGCUCGUGGCGCGUUUCCUCGGCCCGUCCUCGCCGGGAAAUACACACAAGAAACAGAUCAUAUCUCUCAGGCGCCGGGUCGGACACGCGCGUCUUCCGGCUUCUCUCGUCGCGCCAAACCCCGGACUUCGUCUACCACGAGCUCGAUUUCGCCGUGAACACAGCGGAGAAGAUCCGCGCGAUUAGAUCGGCGCCUGUGCUACAGAACGCGCUGGGGAUCGACUCGUCGCAGGUUUCGUGGAAAAGGAUACUCGAGUUACCGUGUCGGAGGCCGGCGACGCGCUCCAUUCGCCGUCGUACCAUUGACCCCGCCGCAGCACUGCCAGGCGUGGAAACGGGACUACCGACUUUGCUGAUCUCCGAGUGCUGUUUGGUCUAUCUAUCGCCUGCCGAAGCGGAGCAGGUGGUUGCAUUCUUCACGCAGCGUCUUUUUGGUCAUGGGCGUGUAGUACCUGGAACUGGCGACGGCUUGCAGGAGGCGCAGAUGAAUGUCGCUCCGCUCGGGUUGGUUCUUUAUGAGCCUAUUCGGCCGAAUGAUGCCUUUGGUCGUACGAUGGUGUCGAAUCUUGCGGCCCGGGGAAUCCAGCUCAAGACUCUCUCUAGGUAUGCGUCGCUUGAGGCGCAGCGAGACCGCUUCCAAGACCAGGGCUUUGGUGAUGGCCAAGCUGCGGCUGAUAUCGAGUUUAUUUGGAAGCGGUGGGUUAACGAGGAUGAGAAAGAAAGAGUUGCUGGGCUAGAGAUGCUCGAUGAGAUGGAGGAGUGGCAGUUGCUUGCACGGCAUUAUUGUAUUGCAUGGGGAUGGAGAGAUCGCGAUGAUAUUGCGGCUUUUGCUGGGUGGAAGGACCUAGAGGGUCAACGAGGCGAGUAA